AUGUAUGCCAAGGGCAAAGGCUCUACGGUACCUUCGGACGCUCAGGCACGCGAGAAGUUGGCCCUCUAUGUCUACGAAUACUUACUGCAUGUUGGGGCACAGAAAGCGGCGCAAACUUUCCUUUCGGAAAUCCGAUGGGAGAAGAAUAUAACGCUUGGAGAACCCCCUGGGUUCCUCCACUCGUGGUGGUGUGUGUUUUGGGAUCUUUACUGCGCCGCGCCAGAACGGCGGGACACAUGUGAGCACUCUUCAGAAGCGAAGGCAUUUCACGAUUAUGGUUUUGUCAAUUCUGGAUAUGGUGUUAACGGAAUCGGUCACAAUGCAGGCCCAGCGCCGCCGAACGAUGGUAUGGGUGGAGGUGGAAUGCCACCCGGUUUCUUCCCUAACUCCUCACUCCGGCCGUCACCACCAGCCCCACAUCCAGGCUCUCAGCCAUCACCCCACGGGCCACAGCCGCAGCUGAUGGGCUCCGGACAACCGUUUAUUGGACCAUGGUAUUCAGGAGGACCACGAUCAGCUGUACGAAUGGGAAUGGGCAAUGACUUUAAUGGACCACCAGGACAAGGUAUGAUGGGCAAUUCGUUGGAAAGGGGUGGUGCGGGAGGUGCUGGAAUGCUCGGCGGGCCUCGUAUGACACCUCCGCGACCUGGCAUGGGGCCGAUGAGCCCCGGGGCCUACGCUGCGGGUAUGAGAGGCCCACCGCCUCAGGGAGCGGGCAUGCCUCCAAUGGGAAUGGGGCCGAGGGGCGCAUGGGCGGGCGGCAGUGGAUCAGCCGGGGGCUCAGCCCCCCUUAAUUACAGCGGUGGCUCGCCGGGGGCGUACGGGGCGCCGCCGGGGUCAAAUGGACCCCCGGGGCCCCCGACACCUAUAAUGCCAAGCCCACAGGAUUCAUCGAACUCAGGAUUAGGUGGUGUUGAUGGUAUGAAGUCGUCUCCGGGUGGCGUCGGUGGAGGAGGGCCGGGAACGCCCCGCGAGGACUCGGCCUCGGGAAUGGGGGAUUACAACUUAAGUUUCGGUGGGCCCGGCGGGGAUCAAAGUGACCAGACGGAAUCGGCCGCCAUUUUGAAAAUUAAAGAGAGCAUGCAAGAGGAGGCGAAGCGAUUCGAAAAGGACCCAGAUCACCCAGACUACUUUAUGCAGUGA
This is a messenger RNA of Pieris macdunnoughi, 1143 nucleotides long. Lineage: Eukaryota; Metazoa; Arthropoda; Insecta; Lepidoptera; Pieridae. The record is from the annotation of a GenBank genome assembly.